Molecule: messenger RNA, 5374 nt
Organism: Carassius auratus (goldfish)
Lineage: Eukaryota; Metazoa; Chordata; Actinopteri; Cypriniformes; Cyprinidae
Product: BMP-2-inducible protein kinase-like
Exons: 16
Coding region: 960-4274 (1104 amino acids)
Biological process (GO): protein phosphorylation
Molecular function (GO): protein kinase activity; ATP binding
Source: RefSeq, a predicted model, not a curated record
AGAGAGACAGUCAUCCGUUUCAUCCCAUCAGAGAAGAGCAUAUACAGGACGCAUCUCGAGCACACCAAUCAUGACAAUGGGAAGGAAUCGGACAAAACAAAGUUAGGUUGUCAGACAGUCGGAUUGGGCGAUAACAAACCUCCCAGCAAUUCUACGGAGAGUCACUGGAGUUCGAACUUUAUCAGUGUGACUGGGGACUUCCAGAGCACGAGGAAGCACUCUGUCGUUUAAAAAGAAAAUAUAACCGACGCUGCUCGCGCAACGUCCGAAACGUACGGCAGCAACGAGGAUUUCUGGCUUAUUUUUGUACUGAUACAUUUGACUAUGAUACACAAUGACCUGUUCAAACUGAUAAGAGGAAGCUAGUCAGCUAGCGAGCUGGCUAACUAAACUAUCCGAAGGGGAAGUGGCAGUAGUCAUCGUUUAAGAGAUUCGUCAGUGUAGCUUCCGCCUAACACACCCACUUUCUGCCUGUUUGUUGUUCACAUUGGUUUCAGAUAGCCUGGGCUUCAAUCAUCUUCGACUCUACGCCGAAAGCAAAAGCAUGCCUUGGCUGAACAGAGCGUUUUGCCGUUGUUGUUAGCCAGCUAGCGAGGCGAAUGUUCUCUCCAGCUUCCAUAUUACAGUCUCGCUAGCCCGCCGCAACUGUAGUCGGCCUGAAGACAUAGCAGCGUGGACGUUAUCACUCGUGCUGUUGUCACUCAUUAACGACAGACCGCUACCCUGACGGUUUACUUCUAUGCAGUUGCUUCAUCUGGCUUAGGAGGAAAUUAGGAAGCAUUCAGCUAACGUUACGCCUUUCUGCGUCCCUCGAGCACUGAAGUGCCUGGCGCAUCUCGGGAGAGCAAAUCUCUCAGCAUGCUGGACAAAAGAGCGGAGAUGAACAGAUUGGAUUUUUAAGCGUCUUUAGCGUGUUUGGAACUGUCCAUUUGGGGAAGGCGGGAACAAAAGAGGCAAGAAUGAAGAAGUUUUCGCGUAUGCCGAAGUCAGAGAGCGGAAGUCUCGGGGGUGGGUCUGGAUCUGGUACUGGAAGCAGCAACUACAUCGGGAAGGUGUUUGCUGUCGGUAGAUACCAAGUGACGGUGGAAGAGCUGAUCGCUGAAGGAGGUUUCUCCAUGGUGUUUCUGGCCCGCACACACAGUGGAGUAAGAUGUGCCCUGAAAAGGAUGUAUGUAAACAAUGUCCACGAUCUGAACAUAUUCAAGCGGGAGAUCACAAUCAUGAAAGAGUUGUCGGGUCACAAGAACAUCGUGCAGUAUCUGGAUUCAACCACUAAUGCGGUUGGAGACAGUGUUUGGGAGGUUCUGAUUCUGAUGGAGUAUUGCAAGGCUGGUCAGGUGGUGAAGCAGAUGAACCAACGGCUGCAUGUAGGAUUCACAGAAGCGGAGGUGCUCAACAUAUUCUGUGAUGCCUGUGAAGCUGUUGCAAGACUCCACCAGUGUAAAACUCCAAUCAUCCACAGGGACCUUAAGGUAGAAAACCUCCUCCUAAAUGACCAGGGAAACUAUGUCUUGUGUGACUUUGGAAGUGCCACACACAAAGUUCUUCUUCCACAUAAAGAUGGAAUCACUGCAGUGGAGGAUGAAAUAAAGAAGUACACGACUCUGUCAUAUCGUGCCCCAGAGAUGAUUAACUUGUACCAAGGGAAAGCCAUCACCACAAAGGCUGAUAUCUGGGCACUUGGAUGCUUGUUGUACAAGCUGUGUUUCUUCACACUUCCAUUUGGGGAGAGUCAAGUUGCCAUAUGUGACGGAACCUUUGCUGUUCCGGACGGUUCAAAAUUCUCCUCGAAGUUGCACUGUUUAAUCCGAUACAUGUUAGAGCCUGAUCAAGAAAAGAGACCUGACAUCUAUCAGGUUUCUUACUUUGCCUUUCGGUUAGCUGGAAAAGAGUGUCCAGUGCCAAAUCUUUUUAACUCUCCCUUUCCCACCUCAUUGCCAGAGCCCUUUACUGCUAGUGAUAUUGCUGCUAAAAAGAGCCUGACAAAAGCCAGAAUAACCGAUUCAGUUGGACCAACAGAAACAUCAAUCGCACCCAGGCAAAGACCCAAAGCUGCAAAUAGUAAUGUUUUGCCUUUGCCCAGCUCUGUAACUCCUGUGAAAAUGACUGUAUCCUCAGGUACGGUUAGCAAUGGCCAGAAAGCUUCUGGAAACGGGCAGCAGGCGGCUGCGCAGAUGCCGAACAGCAGUCAGCAGAACAGAGUGUUACAGCAGCUGCAGCCCGGAGACCUUCGACUGCAACAGCUACAUCAUCAUCAACAACAACAACAACAGCAGCACAAUAUACACCAUCAACAGCAAGUCACUGCACAGCAGCUGCAGUACAUGCAGCAGUAUCAUCAGGCCAUGCAACAGAGCCUUCAGAUGCAGCAGCAGCAGCAUAUGCUUCAGCAGCAGAUGAUGAUUCAGCAGCCCAUAUAUCAACCCCAGCCGCAACAGCAGGCUCACUACACUGCCCUGAUGCAUCAGUACCAGCAGGCCUUUGUUCAGCAGCAGCAGCAGCAGCAAUGUGCUCCAGUCCAACAGGUGCCCUAUGUCUCCCCUCUGGAGUUCCAGACCCCAGUGGGCUCCUAUAAACCUGCAGGACCUUCUCCAGUAGAGACCCCCUUCGCUAACAUCAGUAGAAACCCAGUGUCGAGUGUGGACGUCAUGAGCCCUCCUCCCCAGACUAUCAAUAGCCCUCCUGAUAUGUCUGCUUGGAACCCAUUUGGAGAAGACAAUUUCUCCAAACUCACUGAAGAGGAGCUUCUUGACCGAGAGUUCGACCUUCUAAGAGCAAAAAAGCCGGUAGAGCGAUCUGUCAGCAUGGAGGCCAGGAGCACAGACAGACAGCAGCCGUUACUGCAGCCCUCUCUCCCUGAGGAUCCGUUUGGCUCCGUGCCCUUCCUGUCCAACGCAGCAGGAGCUGGUGUGCUGACAGCAGACUGUCCUGUUGAGAAGCCCAGUGUUGCUGUGACUGACACAACCCUGCCAUCGUUCAAAGAAAACAAAUCUGCAAAGAAAUCUAGCUCAACUAGUUCACUGCCUCAGAAAGCAGGCGAGGAGUCAGACAGUGAUUUUGAGUCUGACCCGCCCUCUCCCAAAAGCAGUGAAGAUGAAGAGGUGGAAGAGGAGGAAGGUCUCAACAGUGAACACGAAGACACCGAACCUGAGAACCUGGGUCAGAGGCCAUUACUCAUGGACUCUGAGGAAGAGAUAGAGGAAGAGGAGGACAAGCACAGCUCAGACUCCGAUUGCGACUCUAGGAAAGCAAAACUUGGGCUGUCAGAUGAAAAAGCUGUGGUUUUUCCUCCGAGGACUGUGAAAGCUGAAUCUGGAGCCAGUGUGAUCACUCCUCCCAAUUCGCCAAGCAUCGCCAUGCCUGUCACGAGCAUUGUGGAUGUGUUUGGUGCUGUUCCUUUUGUUGGCAGUGGUCAGCCCAGAGUGUCACCAGAGAGCUCAGAUAUUUUUGCCAAAGCCCCUUUUAGGCAGGCUGGCCAGGAGAACGUUGCAGAAGACACUGAUGUAUUCACCAAAGCUCCUUUCAACAGAAACAUCUCCAGGUCCAGCAGGAGUAGUGAUGGACCCAGCGGCCAGACGCCACCCAUUUCUCCUGACUGUGUGGAUGUAUUCGGAUUCUCGCCCUUCCAACCUGGCCAAGUAAUACCCACUUCUAUGAGUCAAGAGGAUGUUUUUGGCACAGCACCUUUCGACGAAGCAGCCAGUCCCCAGCAACAGAGGCAGAAGCAGCGCAGUCUUCAGAAACUCUCCUUGCGGCAAAGGCGCACCAAGCAGGAGGCCAGUGGAGGCAAUGGGAGGCGACACCACAGCACGCCUACCAGCGGCAGGAAGAGCAACAAACCCAGUUUCCGUACCCCUGAACGGGUGCGAAGGCACAAGAAAGUGGGCAGGCGGGACUCGCAGAGCAGCAACGAGUUCCUCAGCGCGUCCGACUCCAAAGAGAACAUCAGUAUUUCCCUUGGCGAGGUGAUGGAAAAAGGAGCUGCUUUACCCCCGGAGGAGGUCUUGUUGGAUCCGUUUGGAGCCAAGCCUUUUCAUCCACAAGAUGGCAGUCGACACGGUCAGCACCAGAGCUUGGGCGACAACAAAUGUGAGAUCAAUUCGACCAACGGCAGGCCGAGAACCAGCUCCCUACACAGUGUGUUUGACGGGAACAAGAUCGAUGACUUUGGAGCAGUACCUUUCACAGAACUGGUGGUCCAAAGCGGAGCUCCGCAAACCCCACCAAUGGAUCUCGACCCUUUUGGAGCCGCACCUUUCCCCUCAAAGCAGUGAAUGUCUUGUCUUCCGGCACACACACACCUACACUGCUACAUUAUGCAAAGUCCAAGCAGCCUUCUGAAAUGUCUUUAAUGGAUGGCAGAUUUGUGCUGUGAUCUCUGUUUAUGUGCAGCCUAUUGGGACAUAGACCUUUAAAACUAAAUAACAUUCAACUUUUGUAGUUUUUCAAGUAUUUUAAUACCUAACUGGACAGCUAAAGCACCUCUUUUCCUUUUGGUGACUUAAACUUGUGGUUGGUGGAUGCUUUCAAAUAGGCUUCUGAAGAAUAUUCUUUAGCCUUUACAUGCUAGAAAGCCUUCUGUGUUGCAUUUCAAUAAGCGCUCUGCUCAGUAAAAAAAAAAAAAAAAAAAAAAAAGAACAGUUGAAAUGUGUGUAUAAUCCUUUGUUUUAAUAGGAUUAAGAGGAAAUUACCAAUGUAGAAACAGCAUUUUGAUUAAGUUUUUACACCUUUGUUGACCACUGAGUUGGUACAACUCUUAUCUACCAACAUGAAACACCAUAAAGCCUUAUCUGGGUAUUCCCCACCCUGUUUAACAGUACCUCGAAUACACAAUGGCUGUAGUAGCCCGUUUGUGAGUGUAGGCCUUCUCCAUUUUAAUGUCAUUCACAUAGACAAUUUUAUGCAUAUUUUUACAUUUUGUAAGAACGUUACAAUGUCUAUAUACAUGAAAAGGGACUUAGCAUUCUCUUUAGUAAACCGGCCACACAAGAGAAGUUAAACUUGCAGUUUAUUAGACAAUGUUGUAACUCGCAUAGAAAUAGUUCACCAACCUGAACUUAACAUAUUUGAUGUUAUCAAGUGAUUGCGUGCUCCACUACAUCUGUAACCUACAAUCAUGAACAAUUAGUUCUUAUGGAAAGGGAAAAGAAUUCAAGAACGAGCUCAUUGCAAUUUUGCGUAUUUAUAUACCAGUCACUUAUUUUGAAGCAAAUUUUUAAAUUAAAUUUUAGUCAUGAAGAGUAUAGCAAUUUUACAUUUACUGAGUAUCUGCAGUUGGAACAUUCAAGACCAAAAAAAGCUUUUUUCAAACAUUGCAAGAUUCUUUUUUAUUAUGUAGUGCUAGACUAACAAUGCAAUAAAAGAUUUUUUUGGA